CCAGGCAACCGACACCAGUCACAGCAGACGGCGCUCCGGAGUUGUUAAGAAGGGGAAAUACACCUAAACUCUAAAUGGCGGUUGUGCAAGCAGGCUGCCUUCUUCUGAUACUAUUCCUCUCUCAAGCGGAUGGUCAAGUAUGUUCUGGACCUGGAGUCGUGUGUAUUCUCGACAGUAACUGCAACCCCAUAGGAAGAACAAAUGGAAUGUGUCCAAGUGGCCAGGUGUGCUGUGCGACUGUCUUUACUUCAACAUCCGCCCCGAUAACGACUUCGACUGCACCACCGACAACAACGGCCGUGUCACAAUGCAAUCUUCCUGGCAUCGGGUGUGUUGCCAGUGGUACCUGUACUAUCCAAGUACCUGGUCCCCAGUGUCCAGUUGGUCAAAUGUGCUGUGUCGCAACGGCCACGUCUGUUCCAACAACGACCACGCCACCCUGCAAUUUUAAUGGCGUCGCUUGUGUCAGCAGUGGUAGCUGUUCUAUCCCAGUUACUGGUCGCCAGUGUCCAAGCGGUCAGGUGUGCUGCAUCUCACCACCAACGACCAUGCCACCAACACCAACGACCACGCCACCACAACCGACAACAACGACCUCGCCACAAUGCAAUUUUCUUGGCGUCGGGUGUUUUGCCACUGGUACCUCCUGUACUGUCCCAUUACCUACUCUCCAGUGUCCAGCUGGUCAAAUGUGCUGUGUCGGAACGCCACCGACCACAACGCCAUCGCCACAAUGUAAUCUUCCUGGCAUCGGGUGUGUUGUCAGUGGUACCUGUGAUAUCCCAGUACCUGGUCUCCAGUGUCCAGCUGGUCAAAUGUGCUGUGUCGCACCACCAACGACCACGCCACCACCACCAACGACCACGCCACCACCACCAACGACCACGCCACCACCAUCAACAACAACUACAUCGCCACAAUGCAAUUUUCUUGGCGUCGGAUGUUUUGCCACUGGAACCUCCUGUGCUGUCCCAUUACCUGGUCUCCAGUGUCCAGCUGGUCAAAUUUGCUGUGUUGGAACGCCACCGACCACAACGCCCCCGCCACAAUGCAAUCUUCCUGGCAUCGGGUGUGUUGCCAGUGGUACCUGUGAUAUCCCAGUAUCUGGUCUCCAGUGUCCAGCUGGUCAAAUGUGCUGUGUUGGAACGCCACCGACCACAACGCCCCCGCCACAAUGUAAUCUUCCUGGCAUCGGGUGUGUUGCCAGUGGUACCUGUGAUAUCCCAGUAUCUGGUCUCCAGUGUCCAGCUGGUCAAAUGUGCUGUGUUGGAACGCCACCGACCACAACGCCCCCGCCACAAUGCAAUCUUCCUGGCAUCGGGUGUGUUGCCAGUGGUACCUGUAAUAUCCCAGUAUCUGGUCUCCAGUGUCCAGCUGGUCAAAUGUGCUGUGUUGCACCACCAACGACCACGCCACCACCACCAACGACCACGCCACCACCACCAACGACCACGCCACCACCACCAACGACCACGCCACCACCACCGACAACAACUACCUCGCCACAAUGCAAUUUUCUUGGCGUCGGAUGUUUUCCCACUGGUACCUUCUGUACUGUCCCAUUACCUGGUCUCCAGUGUCCAGCUGGUCAAAUGUGUUGUGUCGGAACAGCACCGACCACAACGCCCCCUCCACAAUGCAAUCUUCCUGGCAUCGGGUGUGUUGCCAGUGGUACCUGUAAUAUCCCAGUACCUGGUCUCCAGUGUCCAGCUGGCCAAAUGUGCUGUGUCGCACCACCAACGACCACGCCACCACCACCAACGACCACGCCACCACCACCAACGACCACGCCACCACCACCGACAACAACUACCUCGCCACAAUGCAAUUUUCUUGGCGUCGGAUGUUUUCCCACUGGUACCUUCUGUACUGUCCCAUUACCUGGUCUCCAGUGUCCAGCUGGUCAAAUGUGUUGUGUCGGAACAGCACCGACCACAACGCCCCCUCCACAAUGCAAUCUUCCUGGCAUCGGGUGUGUUGCCAGUGGUACCUGUAAUAUCCCAGUACCUGGUCUCCAGUGUCCAGCUGGCCAAAUGUGCUGUGUCGCACCACCAACGACCACGCCACCACCACCAACGACCACGCCACCACCACCAACGACCACGCCACCACCACCGACAACAACUACCUCGCCACAAUGCAAUUUUCUUGGCGUCGGAUGUUUUCCCACUGGUACCUUCUGUACUGUCCCAUUACCUGGUCUCCAGUGUCCAGCUGGUCAAAUGUGUUGUGUCGGAACAGCACCGACCACAACGCCCCCUCCACAAUGCAAUCUUCCUGGCAUCGGGUGUGUUGCCAGUGGUACCUGUAAUAUCCCAGUACCUGGUCUCCAGUGUCCAGCUGGCCAAAUGUGCUGUGUCGCACCACCAACGACCACGCCACCACCACCAACGACCACGCCACCACCACCAACGACCACGCCACCACCACCGACAACAACGACCUCGCCACAAUGCAAUCUUCCUGGCGUCGGGUGUUUUCCCACUGGUACCUCCUGUGCUAUCCCAUUACCUGGUCGCCAGUGUCCAGCUGGUCAAAUGUGUUGUGUCGGAACGCCACCGACCACAACGCCCCCGCCACAAUGCAAUCUUCCUGGCAUCGGGUGUUUUGCCACUGGUACCUUCUGUGUUAUCCCAUUACCUGGUCGCCAGUGUCCAGGUGGGCAAAUGUGCUGUGUCGGAACGCCACCGACCACAACGCCCCCGCCACAAUGCAAUCUUCCUGGCGUCGGGUGUGUUGCCAGUGGUACCUGUACUAUUCCAGUACCUGGUCUCCAGUGUCCAACUGGUCAAAUGUGCUGUGUCGCACCACCAACGACCACGCCACCACCACCAACGACCACGGCACCACCACCGACAACAACGACCUCGCCACAAUGCAAUCUUCCUGGCGUCGGGUGUGUUGCCAGUGGUACCUGUACAAUUCCAGUACCUGGUCUCCAGUGUCCAACUGGUCAAAUGUGCUGUGUCGCACCACCAACGACCACGCCACCACCACCAACAACAACGACCUUACCACCCUGCAAUCUUAUUGGCAUCGCAUGUGUUGGCACUGGUAGCUGUACUAUCCCAAUUCCUAAUCGCCAAUGUCCAAGUAGUCAGGUUUGCUGCGUCUCACCACCAACGACCACGACACCACCAACGACAACAAUGACCUUGCCACAAUGCAAUCUUCCUGGCGUCGGGUGUGUUGCCAGUGGUACCUGUACUAUCCCAGUACCUGGUCUCCAGUGUCCAGCUGGUCAAAUGUGCUGUGUCGGAGCGCCACCGACCACAACGUCCCCGCCACCACCACCAACGACCACGGCACCACCAACGACAACAAUGACCUUGCCACAAUGCAAUCUUCCUGGCAUCGGGUGUGUUGCCAGUGGUACCUGUACUAUCCCAGUACCUGGUCUCCAGUGUCCAGCUGGUCAAAUGUGCUGUGUCGGAGCGCCACCGACCACAACGUCCCCGCCACCACCACCAACGACCACGGCACCACCACCCACGACCACGGCACUACAACCUAUGACCACAACGGCUUUGCAACCAUGCGAUUUACCCGGAAUCCUUUCAUGUAUCGCCUCGAGUUCCUGUGAUCCUGAUGGAAUCGUUCAGGCUCGACAAUGUCCAAGUGGUCAGGUGUGCUGUUCAAAUUUCUUUACUAUAACACCAAUGGCAACAACGACUUUGGCACCUUGCGAUUUACCCGGGAUACUCUCAUGUGUUCCUUCGAUUGUCUGUAACGCUGAUGGAAUCGUUCAGGCUCGACAGUGUCCAACUGGUCAGGUCUGCUGUUCAAGUGCCUUCACUCUGGCCCCAAAUUAACGCAACUCGCACAACGGCAGUUAACGGAUGGGUGGUAGCAACGCACGCCCGAGAUCACGUCAUUGAUUGUCUGCAUAUACAUAUCCAUAAAUAAAGAGGUAUAUCUGA
Molecule: messenger RNA, 3920 nt
Organism: Haliotis rufescens (red abalone)
Lineage: Eukaryota; Metazoa; Mollusca; Gastropoda; Lepetellida; Haliotidae
Product: mucin-2-like
Exons: 78
Coding region: 75-3812 (1245 amino acids)
Source: RefSeq, a predicted model, not a curated record